This is a messenger RNA of Olea europaea var. sylvestris, 684 nucleotides long. RefSeq names its product E2F-associated phosphoprotein. The coding region runs from base 86 to 601 and encodes 171 amino acids. Gene Ontology annotation, cellular component: nucleus. The transcript has 3 exons. The record is from RefSeq and is a predicted model, not a curated record. Gene Ontology annotation, biological process: positive regulation of cell population proliferation. Lineage: Eukaryota; Viridiplantae; Streptophyta; Magnoliopsida; Lamiales; Oleaceae.
UAUUUUUUUUUUCCCAAAAAAAGUGAAAUUUCAAAGAAAAAUCGCUCCCCAGCUGUUUCUACUUCGAGAACUGAAUCGGCGGCCGAUGACGGAGCCCGCAACGUCACACCCUGCUUACGGGACAGAGAUGAAUGGAGAACACGAGGAAAAAACUGAAGCACAAAAUUCUCCAUCUAAUUCGCAGCAAACAGUUUCUGAUGAUGAUGAAAUAGACUACUCUAUCAAACCUGAAUUUUAUGAUCCCAAACUUGAUGACAAGGAUGAAUUAUGGGCCCAAAAGAAAAGAAAAGGCCACAUUUCUGAUGCUGUGCUCAGCUGCCCGGCUUGCUUUACUACCCUUUGUCUAGAUUGCCAAAGGCAUGAAAAAUAUGUGACCCAGUACCGCGCAAUUUUUGUAGUGAACUGCAAGAUUACAAGUGAGAAAUUGUCAGAACCAGGUAAUAAGCGAAAACGGAACAAAAGAGGGUCUCAGAAAGAAACUGGUUCUGUUGCUGCUGAAACAUUUAAACGGGUUUGCUGUUCAGUCUGUUCAACAGACGUGGGAGUAAUCGACGAGGAGGAAGUUUAUCAUUUCUUGAAUGUUCUUCCAAGUGAGGCUUGAUUAAUUUUUUCAGUUGAAUCACUGUCCUAUGAACCUUAUUUUCGUAUGCCUUUCAAUAAGAAUUUUAGUUAUUUUGGAGGGAA